Mercurialis annua (annual mercury) is the source of this 860-nucleotide messenger RNA. Its product is annotated as DNA repair RAD52-like protein 2, chloroplastic. NCBI's taxonomy places the organism in Eukaryota, Viridiplantae, Streptophyta, Magnoliopsida, Malpighiales, Euphorbiaceae. Gene Ontology annotation, molecular function: DNA binding. The record is from RefSeq and is a predicted model, not a curated record. Gene Ontology annotation, biological process: double-strand break repair via homologous recombination. Bases 1 to 612 code for a protein of 203 amino acids. The transcript is spliced from 4 exons.
AUGGCACUGGUUAGCAGCAGCAGCAGCAACUUGAGACUCAGCUUCUCCGUGAAAAGAUCAUGUGAGAUUGAGAAGAAGAAUAAGGUGGAGUACUGGAGGAGGGCGGACGAGGGCGGAUCAAGGUUGAGGGUUUGCGGAAGCAGCGAGAAGAAGAAUAAUAAAGGAGGAGGAGGAGUUCCGAAUUCGAAUUAUGUGGUGCCUUUGGACAAAUCUUCAUCGCCAUCUUCAUCGUCUAACUUCUACUCCUCCUGUAUAACUCGUCCUCUCGCUGAGAUCCUCCGUGAUCUCAACAAGCGCAUUGCCGACAACAUCAUCACCCCUUCCGACACUACCUUCAUCCCCUGGUACCACGCCAACCGUAUGCUUAGCUUCUAUGCUCCUGGAUGGUGUGGAGAAAUACGCGAUGUUAUCUUCUCUGAUAAUGGAAGCGUCACUGUGGUGUACCGUGUCACCAUUAGAGGAUCAGAUGGAGAGGCAUACCGCGAGUCAACUGGGACAAUAUCAUCCAACGAUAGCAAUAUCGUAGAUCCAGUUGCUGCAGCAGAGGAAAUAGCUUUUUGCAAAGCUUGUGCCCGAUUUGGCCUUGGCUUGUACCUAUAUCAUGAAGAAUAGAAAACCACAGAUGACGAGGGACCUUCUGCGAAGUUUGUAAUGGUAGCACUUUGGAGAGAUCAUAAGAUUGAUGUGUUCCCUAUACGCUUAUGUAAAUAUCUAGCAUUUUCAGAUCCCAAGUAAGCCAGUUUGGCUUGUGUUACUCAUUGUGUACGGGUCUGAGUCUUUGCUGGUUAGACAGAAAUUGUAAUAUUUAACAUUUAUUUGCUUGCAAGCUGUGUGAACAACCCAUCUGUUCACUCUUCAUA